Molecule: messenger RNA, 372 nt
Organism: Zonotrichia albicollis (white-throated sparrow)
Lineage: Eukaryota; Metazoa; Chordata; Aves; Passeriformes; Passerellidae
Source: RefSeq, a predicted model, not a curated record
CGGCCGCGCCGUGCCCAGCUCUCCACCAGGCUGCCCAAGACGUGGAAGCCGCAGCUGUUCAAGCGGCAGUUCUACAGUGAGAUCCUGGACGCCACGCUGACCAUCACCGUCACCAUGCGCACGCUCGACCUCAUCGACGCCGCCUACGGCUUCGACUUCUACAUCCUCAAGACUCCCAGGGCUGACAUGUGCUCCAAGCUGGGCAUGGACCUGAAGAGGACGAUGCUGCUGCGCCUGGAACUGCUGUUUGGUGCCAGUAAUGACCCAUGGGAACAGAAGCACAUUGCAGGUCCCACGCUGGUGUUCCAGCCAGCAGGGCUGGGCUGGGCUGUUUGCUGUUCUCUGGCUGCCACAUCCAUCCCUGGACCAUGA